UCAGCCGGUUACGUUGGGGCCUGCUCGAGGGUGGGGCUGAGAAAGGUCCCCAGGCUACUGCGGAUCCUGUGUCUGAUUUCAGAUCCCCUUUUCCCAGUUAUAUCUCCACUUUUUUGGGACAGGAGGGGAGCAAAAGAGUGCAGAAGUCAGGUCUUGAAAUCACCUGGGGAUUUCUGGGUAAGGUGGGUGGAGAGAAAGGGGAACAGUAAGCAGGGCUCUGGCAGCUGCUGCAGACGGCUUCACACAGAGACGCGGGCUGCCACCUUGCCGUAAGUGAAAGUGAAAGAAAAAUCGACAGCAGCGGGAACAGAAGAAACCCAAAGGCUGCUGGCUGACCAGGGGUGCUUGGAGAGCCCCCUUCUCCAGCCAGGCCUCGCAAGCAGCGUAGGACUGCGGAGAAGGGUGGUGGGCAAGGAGCCUCCAUGGGCACAGAGGAGGGCUGGUGCCUGCUGCUCUGCCUGGCUCUAUCUGGAGCAGCAGAAACCAAGCCCCACACAGCAGAAACGCAGUGGCGGGCAGUGGACGUGGUCCUAGACUGCUUCCUGGCGAAGGACGGUGGGCACCGUGGAGCUCUCGCCAGCAGUGAGGACAGGGCAAGGGCCUCCCUCGUGCUAAAGCAGGUGCCAGUGCUGGACGAUGGCUCCCUGGAGGACUUCACUGACUUCCAAGGGGGCACACUGGCCCAAGAUGACCCAACUGAUAUCUUCGAGGCCUCAGUGGACCUGGUCCAGAUUCCCCAGGCAGAGGCCUUGCUCCAUGCUGACUGCAGCGGGAAGGAGGUAACCUGUGAGAUCUCCCACUACUUUCUCCAGACGAGAGAGACCACUGUGGAGACAGCAGCUUGCUUCAUGGCCAACGUGCAGGUCUCUGGAGGAGGACCUAGCAUAUCCAUGGUGAUGAAGACUCCCAUAGAUGCCAAGAAUGAUGCUUUCUGGCAUCCGACGCUGAACUUGCCCCUGAGCCCGCAGGGCACUGUGCGAACUGCAGUGGAGUUCCAAGUGACGACACAGACCCAAUCCCUGAGCUUCCUGCUGGGGUCCUCAGCCUCCUUGGACUGUGGCUUCUCCAUGGCACCAGGCUUGGACCUCAUCAGUGUGGAGUGGCGGCUGCAGCACAAGGGCAGGGGCCAGCUGGUGUACAGCUGGACCACAGGGCAGGGGCAGGCUGUGCGGAAGGGCGCUACCCUGGAGCCUGAGCAGCUGGGCAUGGCCGGGGAUGCCUCCCUCACCCUGCCCAGCCUCACUAUACAGGACGAGGGGACCUACGUUUGUCAGAUCACCACCUCUCUGUACCGAACUCAGCAGAUCAUCCAGCUCAACAUCCAAGCUUCCCCCAAAGUACGACUGAGCUUGGCAAACGAAGCUCUGCUGCCCACCCUCGUCUGCGACAUUGCUGGCUAUUAUCCUCUGGAUGUGGCAGUGACGUGGACCCGACAGGAGCUGGGCGGAUCCCCAGUCCAAGUCUCUGGUGCCUCCUUUUCCAGCCUCAGGCAAAGUGUGGCAGGCACCUACAGCAUCUCCUCCUCUCUCAUCGCAGAACCGGGCUCUGCAGGUGCCACUUACACCUGCCAGGUCACCCACAUCUCUCUGGAGGAGCCCCUUGGGGCCAGCACCCAGGUUGUCCCACCAGAGCAGAGAACAGCCUUGGGAGUCAUCGUUGCCAGCAGCCUCUUCCUUCUUGCACUGUUGUUCCUGGGGCUUCAGAGACGCCAAGCUACCUCACUUAGGUCUGUCAAGACUCUGAGGCACUCUGGGUAGCCACUCUCCUGCCUCAGAGUAGAAAGAAAGAGCAGUCAUGUGCUCCCAGAAGGACUCUAAGUCAAGUCGCAGAGCUAAAAAGGCAUGAAGGUGGUACCAGCUCACGGGUCACUGGGCCUGGCUCUGCAUAGGCCUCUGCCUUCCUUCACGGUGCACCCUGGGCUCAUGCACCAAGGCGGAGAACAGGAAGAAGUGAGGGGACAAGAAGAAGGCAGAAUGUCCAGAUGGAGGUUAAGACCAAAGAGCCAGGUUGGUGGUGUGGUGGUAGGAAAACAAAGCUGGAAGAAAUGGAGAAGGAACAAGUGAGGGACAAUGAGGCACGGGCUGGGGCUGGGCUACCCCUCCCAAACUCAGCUCUGUCAAAAUAAAAGCCCCUUGUGUCUGCUGUGUGA
This is a messenger RNA of Rhinopithecus roxellana (golden snub-nosed monkey), 2149 nucleotides long. It is a transcript of the gene TAPBPL, whose product is annotated as TAP binding protein like. NCBI's taxonomy places the organism in Eukaryota, Metazoa, Chordata, Mammalia, Primates, Cercopithecidae. Bases 423 to 1757 code for a protein of 444 amino acids. The transcript is spliced from 7 exons. The record is from RefSeq and is a predicted model, not a curated record.